Molecule: messenger RNA, 1828 nt
Organism: Aricia agestis (brown argus)
Lineage: Eukaryota; Metazoa; Arthropoda; Insecta; Lepidoptera; Lycaenidae
Product: mediator of RNA polymerase II transcription subunit 15-like
Exons: 7
Coding region: 20-1726 (568 amino acids)
Source: RefSeq, a predicted model, not a curated record
UAAGCGAAAGUCGACGAAAAUGAAGGUGCUGAUUCUUCUGUCGUUGGUGUGUGGAGUGAUGCUGGAGGCUCCGUAUCCAGCUAGCGGCUGGAGACCAGAUGGGCCUGCUUUUGAUCCAACAAGAGGACAACAGGCCCCUCAACAGCCCUACCCUUUCGAUCCUCGCAACCCGAACAACCUGGAUGGAGUGGAUGUAUCAGUCCAGGGUCUGCCCACCGCUGAGCAGCAGAUCUUCCAACUAUCGCCCAUCAACGGCCAACAGUAUUCCGGCCCGAGUGUUAAUGCUGAUGUGGCCAAGUUGAAUCCACAGCUGCAGCAGGCACAGUAUCAACAACAACUGCAAAUAGCGCGAGAGUUUGCGAGACAGAGAGAAUUAGAAGCAGCUGCUCGUCAAGCUAACCGACAGACGUACCAAGCUCCUGGAACAUUCGGACAGACCACAACAGCCAAACCGUCCAGGAAUCCGGAAGAAACGACCGUACCGUUUGACCUGAAUGAAGGCGAAACCCUAGAUGCAUCCAGAAACCAGCCUGAGAAGGUUUCCGUGGAAAUAACUAAGCAGAACAUUCAGGAGUAUCCAGCUGAGCUGUUCUUGAGUCCACUCACUCAAUUGAAUCAAGCUCAAUUUGUGCAGCUACAGCAGCUCGGCCAGCUUCAGAAUACUCCUGUUAUUUACCAGCAAAUCCAAGCUGAACCUCAAGGUUUCGAUGGUCCAGCUCAUUUGGCUGCUUUGCCCUCAGUUCUGGCUCAAAGAGAGCUAUUCCAGCAGCAACAACUAAGUCAGAACCCUAUUGUAGUCCAGCAAGAAGCUGUAGCGCAACCAGCACCCCAAUACCAACUUAAUCAGUAUCAGCCCAUCCAGCCACAAAUACCGGUUCAGCAACAAAUUCAACCUCAAUACCAACCGGGUCAGCCUCAGAUUCAAACUGCUCAGUACCAACCUGCUCAACCACAAUUCCAGCCUGGGCAACCGCAAUUCCAACCUGGCCAAACACAGUUCCAACCUGGUCAACCGCAAAUUCAAACUGCAUUCCCAGUCCAACCCCAAUUUCAACCAAACCCGUACCAGCCAACCCAACCUCAAUUCCCCGUCACGCCUUCAGGACAAUACCAACCGCAAGUCGUAUUCCAACCCCAGAGCCCGAAAUUCCAACCAGCCAAUCCCGAUGACGUUGAAGAAAUAGAGACCAACCAGCAACAGCAACCACAGUUCGCCUACCAAUUCCAGCAACCAAAUCAACAACCACAAGUUUACCAACCACAGUUCUACCAGCCCAACCAGCAGCCUAUCAUAGUUCAACCGUUAGACAACCAACUGAUCCAAUUCUACCAGCAGCAGCAGAACCUUGAGACCAAUCAGCAAGGCCUUCAGAGUGGAUUAGAUAUCAACCAACAAGGCAAUGAUAUUGAGGAGAAAGAUCGCGAGAACGAUGAUACGACAACUGCUACAGCCGUGGCCACCGCAUUUGGUACAAGAACUCAACCUCGUGUGGUUGCCCAAUACGGAGUACCUUCUACCGUCCAGAGACAACCCACUCCAAGAUACAGGACGACUACUGAAGCUGCACAAGAGGAACCUGCCACUGAAGAUGGACCAGCCAUAGCAGAAGCUACAGCAGUAGCCAAUGGGAGUGGAAGAAGAAACGCUAGACUGAGGAGCCGUCGUCUGAGACCGGUGUUCACAUUAGACAAAUCUGGCCACCUUGUACUUGCACAGAAUGCCUAGAUCAGAAUCAACAACCUAACAACUGGAAGCCAACCCAACGUUUGCUAUGAGCUCUAAUUUACUCUUACUUAGGGUAUAUCCUCCAUACAAAAAAUAGGUCGA